Messenger RNA from Pyrus x bretschneideri (Chinese white pear), 1396 nucleotides. RefSeq lists its product as uncharacterized. Gene Ontology annotation, biological process: endoplasmic reticulum unfolded protein response; protein deubiquitination. The record is from RefSeq and is a predicted model, not a curated record. Lineage: Eukaryota; Viridiplantae; Streptophyta; Magnoliopsida; Rosales; Rosaceae. The coding region runs from base 43 to 1014 and encodes 323 amino acids. Gene Ontology annotation, molecular function: cysteine-type deubiquitinase activity. The transcript has 5 exons. Gene Ontology annotation, cellular component: nucleus; cytosol.
AAUAUCAACACCCCUUCUCCUCUUCUUCACAAGUCUCCGGUGAUGCUCGGAUUUCUCUGCGCGCGCCGCAAGACUUGGAUCGUCAGUUCCCUCUCAGCCUUUACCCACGGCUCGGCGGCGGCUCACAAAACCCGCCUCCUCCUCCAAACCCACAGUCGCCCGAUUCAUCAACAAAUCGCUAACUUCUCUUGCGGGUUUGAGAACCGACGAUACCAUUCGAGCCAGCUCGGCUCGGAUUGCGGCGCCGGUGCGGCAUCUAUAUGGCACGGCUUGCUUCCCUCUUCCGGCAAUAGCAGAUCUCGAAAUCUCUGCAGGCCGGCCAUCCACUACGAACGAGAGGGUUCAUGGAAUGCCGCGUGGGAUGCACGUCCCGCUCGUUGGCUUCACCGCCCCGAUUCCGCUUGGCUACUCUUUGGUGUCCGCAACUGCCUGGCCCCGACCAAUUGGGCUGUGGACUUGGCUCCCGGUGAAAACAAUGACGUUUACAAUUCGAAGACGGACUGUGAUUCGAAAAGCUCGGCUUCUCCUGAGAACAUUAUUGAUAGCUCCGCCGCGGAUUACAGAGUCACAGGGGUUCUAGCUGAUGGCCGAUGCCUAUUCAGGGCCAUAGCCCACGUGGCUUGCUUGAGAAAUGGGGAGGAAGCUCCUGAUGAGAAUCGUCAGAGAGAUCUUGCUGAUGAAUUAAGAGCUCAGGUUGUCGACGAGCUUUUAAAGAGGCGGAAGGAAACAGAGUGGUUCAUUGAAGGUGAUUUUGAUGCGUAUGUGAAGAGACUUCAACAACCUUAUGUUUGGGGUGGUGAACCUGAGUUGCUAAUGGCUUCUCAUGUGUUAAAGACACCGAUAUCAGUCUUCAUGGUAGAUAGAAGCUCGUCUGGUUUGGUUAACAUAGCAAAAUAUGGUGAAGAGUAUCAGAAAGAAGAGGAGAAACCAAUCAAUGUGCUCUUUCACGGAUAUGGUCACUAUGACAUCUUGGAGUCUUUCUCAGAACAGAGUUUGCAGAAACUAAGCAUGUAGAAGUUGGAUAUGGUUUAUAUAAAACACAAUUUCCUUUUAGAUUAAAUAAGUCACAUUGUCGUAGAAGAGCUUGCAUUGGGAGUGAGGGAAGAGUCUCACUGAUGACGAACAUGUCUCAAGUUUGGUAGUGCUACAAUGACCUUGAUUCAAGUAAUGAUAGGUUUAGAGCUAGGCUGAAGGAAAAGGUAGGCUAGUCCGGCAACUGCUGGCUGAUGACGAGGAGUCAACUAGCAAUGCCAGCUUCUUAGGGAUAAUGAUUUGAAUAAAUGUUUAUUCCAGGCCAGCUAUUGGAGUUCAACUGCAUUUACUAAUCUGGCUGGUUCAGUUUUGUAGGUUUAUGAUUUCUGUUUUAAAUUCAUACACACAUUGACUUUAUACUUUA